Nematolebias whitei (Rio pearlfish) is the source of this 1383-nucleotide messenger RNA. RefSeq lists its product as uncharacterized. Bases 48 to 1193 code for a protein of 381 amino acids. Gene Ontology annotation, biological process: negative regulation of MAPK cascade; protein dephosphorylation. Gene Ontology annotation, cellular component: cytoplasm. The record is from RefSeq and is a predicted model, not a curated record. The transcript has 3 exons. Gene Ontology annotation, molecular function: protein tyrosine/threonine phosphatase activity; MAP kinase tyrosine/serine/threonine phosphatase activity. Lineage: Eukaryota; Metazoa; Chordata; Actinopteri; Cyprinodontiformes; Rivulidae.
GAAGGGAUGUUCGGCCUGCCGGAUGACGGGCCGCCCGAGCCUUAAGCAUGCACCCUGAGGACGGGUGGACCAAGACGGUGUCUGCUCAGGAUCAUCUGGACCCGGCCGAGCUCAGCAAACACGAUGGAGGCGUCGGUUCCCUUCCACAUCUAAUGAUGAGUAAGAGUGAGAACAGGUCGGUCCCUGUGGCCCUCACCCCCCAGCUACGUCCCAGACUUCACCGGCCCCUGUGUGUGUCGGUGUCCUCCGACAGCAGUGGCCGGUUCAAAGCCCUGGAGACACAGGAAUGGAAAAACAACCUUAAAGCUCAGAUGGAGCAGGCUCACAGUGCGGGAGCUGCCAGCAGCACCGGAUCUCUCGAGCGAGCGUCCCUGUUCUGCGUCUCGGCCUCGACCACAAACGGCAGCUCCAGCCUGCCCAGCCCUGUAGAGAUCCUCCACAAAAGCAAGAUGUCCAACCGCUUCUCACUCUUCUCCCCACCUUGGAACAGCAGCUCAGAGUCUGACUCGACCCCCCUGACUCGCUCAGGCUCUAAGAAACUGCGCAAUUAUGGUAGGAGAGCUGUCACCGUGCCAACUGGACUCAGAGUCCUCGAUGCACCAGACCUCAAACCCAGUAGCCUUGAACAUUUCCAGUACUCCGAUCCUGUCAUUUCCAAAGUGACGGAUUACAUCUACGUGGGUAAUUUGAAUGCUGCGUACAACGGGCGUACUCUGUGCCGCAACAACAUUGACAGCAUCAUUGACAUGAGCAGCGUGCCAGGAGAAACGCGGCUCUCCCUCAGUCUCAUACCCUGCACAUGCUCACGUGGUGCUCGGCACAGCUGGUCCCGGCUUAAGGUGGACAUUGGAGACAUGCCGGACAACACGGGGGACAGACCAACGCUCAAGGACUGCUGUUUUGAGGACAUCAACGAGUGCAUUAAUGCCUCCACAGAGAAGAGGAAGCGUGUUCUCAUUCACUGCCGGGAUGGUUUUUCUCUGGCACCAACAUGUAUCAUCCAGUAUCUGAUGGUGAAACAAAACAUGAAGCUAAUCACUGCUUAUGAGCUGCUGAGAGCCAAGUACCCCGUCAACAUCAAAGAGUGUCACCAAAAUGUCUUGGUGAGCCUGGAGAAAGCUCUGAGGCCCCGAGGCAACGUGGACCCCCAGUGCUUCAAACAAGCAAUCUCACGCAAGGUGGCGUGGACCUGACCCGGUGCCUCCAGCUUUCUUCAGUCUUCACUUGUAUAUUUUCCAAAGAGCAGGAAGCAGGUGGACCUUCCUGUACGCUGGUGUUCUGGAUUUAAUUAGUUUCUUUUUGUUUUGAGUGGUAACAGGAUUUUGAUGUGUUUUUUUAUUGUUCGUGUUUUGCAGAUCUGUGGAUGUGGUAAAGCUGUGAUUU